AAGCAAGCAAGACAUGGCAGCCCUCAGUGUUCCAGUCAUCUCCCUCCCACAUCACCACCCUGUUACAAAACCCAAUUUCAGAGUCACGAAUAACGACGACCCUCGCUUUGAUAAUCACUCGGUACUUUCCCUGAUCGAUAAAUGCUCGGAUAUGAAACAGUUGAAGCAAAUCCAUGCUCAGAUGCUCCGUACCGGAGCCUUCUUCCAUCCUUAUUCCGCAAGUAGACUAAUCACUAUGUGCACACUAUCUCCUUUCGCAAGCCUCGAGUAUGCCAGACGGGUAUUUGACCAAAUCUCCCAACCAAAUGUCUAUACUUGGAACACUCUCAUUCGUGCUUACGCUUCCGGUCCUGAGCCACACCGAGCUCUACUAAUCUUCUGCAAAAUGCUUCAUCAAUGCCCUGAUCCCCCCAACAAAUUCACUUUUCCAUUCGGAAUCAAAGCGACUUCGGAGCUCUCUGCUUCACGCGAAGGAAGAGCUUUUCAUGGCAUGGUUGUUAAAGCUUCACUAGCUUCCGAUGUUUACAUACUCAAUUCUCUUGUCCAUUUCUAUGCUGCGUGUGGGGAUUUAGAUCAAGCUUAUCAAGUUUUUGUGAACAUUCCCAACAGAGAUGUUGUUUCUUGGAAUUCUAUGAUUACUGCCUUUGCACAAGCGAACCGUCCCAAAGAGGCAUUGGAGCUGUUUCGGAUGAUGGAGAUGGAGAAGAUUAAACCAAAUGAUGUAACUAUGGUGAGCGUUUUAUCAGCUUGUGCGAAGAACUUGGACCUGGAGUUUGGGACCUGGGUUCAUUCUUAUAUUGAAAGGAAUGAGAUUGACAUGGAUUUGAUUUUGAGUAAUGCAAUGCUUGAUAUGUAUACCAAAUGCGGAAGCCUUGGGGAAGCUAAAAGACUUUUUGAUAUGAUGCCCGAGAAAGAUUCUUUCUCGUGGACAACUAUGAUUACUGGGUAUGCAAAAUCAGGGGAGUUUGAUGCUGCUCGAUGUUUUUUCGAUGCGAUGCCUGCCCGAGAUAUAGCUGCAUGGAAUGCCCUGAUAUCUGCUUAUGAACAGAGUGGCCAAGCCAGGGAAGCUUUGUCUCUAUUCCAUGAGCUGCAGCUCAGUUCAAGUGCCACACCAGAUCAAUUCACACAUGUCAGUGUCUUGUCUGCCUGUGCUGAAUUGGGUACAAUGAAUUUAGGUAGUUGGAUACACAUUUACAUAAAUAAACAAGGUAUCAAGCUAAAUUGCCAUCUGGCAACCUCUCUUAUUGACAUGUAUUCCAAGUGCGGGGAUCUAGAUAAGGCUCUCGAGGUGUUCCAAUCCAUGGGGAAGAAGGAUGUGUAUGUUUGGAGUUCCAUGAUUGCAGGCUUGGCUAUGCAUGGUCGUGGCAGAGACGCAAUCCAUCUCUUCUUUCAAAUGCAAGAGGCUAUGGUUAAGCCAAAUGCCAUUACUUUUACCAACGUCUUAUGCGCCUGUAGCCAUGCUGGAUUGGUGGAGGAAGGAAAGUUAUAUUUUGACCAAAUGCUUGCGGUGUAUGGGAUUACACCUGAGAUCAAGCAUUAUGGGUGCAUGGUGGAUAUUCUUGGUCGUGCUGGUCUCUUAGAUGAAGCUGUCCAAUUUAUACAGAAUAUGCCAAUAGUCCCAGGUGCUUCUGUAUGGGGUGCAUUGCUCAGUGCUUGUCGGACUCAUGGAAAUGUUGAGCUGGCGGAAUAUGCUUGUAAUCAACUGCUUGAGCUGGAGCCUAGGAAUCAUGGAGCUUAUGUGCUUUUAUCCAAUAUAUAUGCCAAGUUUGGGAAAUGGGACAAGGUCUCAAUGUUAAGAAAACUUAUGAGAAAUUCUGGAAUCAGGAAAGAGCCUGGUUGUAGCUCAAUAGAGGUAGAUGGUGUAGUUCAUGAGUUUCUAGUGGGAGAUAAUUCCCACCCUCUAUCCAGAGCGAUCUAUUCCAAGUUGGAUGAGAUCAUGGUGAAAUUGAAAUCUAUAGGCUAUGUGCCAAACAAGUCUGACCUACUUCAGAAUGUAGAAGAAGAGGAUGUGAAGGAGCAUGCACUGUACCUCCAUAGUGAGAAGCUGGCAAUAGCUUUUGGGCUUAUCAGCGUGGACCCACCUAAACCAGUUCGAAUCAUGAAAAAUAUUCGCAUUUGCAGGGACUGCCAUUCAGUAGCUAAGCUCAUUUCUAAGCUUUAUGAUAGAGAGAUAUUAUUGAGGGAUCGGUAUCGGUUCCACCAUUUUAAAAAGGGACAGUGCUCUUGUAUGGACUAUUGGUAAACAAGGAAUUACUGAACGAAGUCUGGGUUCAGAAACUGCAAAUACUUGAUGUCUUGCUAUGGGAAGCAAACAGGAGUUGUGAGUGGAAACAACAGCUUCUGGUGAAAAUUAACAUACAGUAGGACAAAGAGUUUUGCAAGUAGAGAUCUUCGACGUUGAUCUUUAUUGAAAACUGGAAUGUUGAAUUGAAAAAUAGGAAAUCAAUGCAGCUUCAAAUAUCAGAAGAAACCAAUUAGGUCAUCCAAUUUGGUUUUGGCUUGAUCUUGCUUGCUAAAGUCCAACAGUAUUGAACUGCUGGAUGAAAUGUCAAUGGUGCUGAGUUGUGUUCCAUCUCUGAUUUCCCUGCCCCAGUAAAAUUCACCAAUAGAAUGUAAUUCCACAAAAUAGCAUAACUUGUGUCUGCUGGCUCUCUUGGUUAUUCUAUGGAACUUGAUAUCCCGAUUGUCAUUAUUGAAGCCAAGCUAUUUCAUCA
Nelumbo nucifera (sacred lotus) is the source of this 2714-nucleotide messenger RNA. RefSeq names its product Tetratricopeptide repeat (TPR)-like superfamily protein (gene OTP81). NCBI's taxonomy places the organism in Eukaryota, Viridiplantae, Streptophyta, Magnoliopsida, Proteales, Nelumbonaceae. Gene Ontology annotation, molecular function: RNA binding; zinc ion binding; protein binding. The record is from RefSeq and is a predicted model, not a curated record. Gene Ontology annotation, biological process: RNA modification.